UCUAUCGCACGGAUAGGGUGUGUGCGUGUGCGUAUGUGUAACAUCGCGAGUUAAACGUUGUGUAACGUUCGAGAGAAUAAUAGUAUAAAUGCAAAGAUGGCGAUGGCAACCAAUUUUGUUACUCUGGGUGAACAAAAUUCGCUUCGCCCUCCCCACAUUGGAACUGGUGAAAGCAUUCUACCCAGAAGCAACAUCGGUGGGAGAGAAAACCUACCGAAAUAUAAAAUUGAGGCUUCUCGACUGGAACCUCUGUAGAGCAUUGAUCAUGAGCCCACGGCAGGUAGCGUGUCAGUUACGAGGAUCUAUGGCUCAAGCGGAGCUCUUUAAUAAGGCGGUGGAACCACUUAAACAUACUAUGCGUUCCAGAGAGCUGACGUCGGAGGCCCUUUCAACGGACGGGGAGUCUAAUUAUACGUCCCGAAGUAAAAGGAGACGGUGUCAAUCGUCCAGCUCAGACGACGAGUACCCGGUCAGAACCGAGAAACCAAUGAAGAGGAGGCGGCGAGUAUUGUCUUCGAGCUCGGAGGAGGAUGUCAAUGAGACAAGGCUACGCCGCGUGGAAAGCAUGGUCGAGAAUCUUUACCACUUGGUCUCAGGAAAUAAAGAGAACGAUGGCAGCGUCAUGAAUUCGACGUGGCAAGCUCCAACUCCUACAGGUGAAGAGCUGUAUGACGCCGACAGUAUUGGCACAUGUGGCAGCGUAAACGACUGCGACACGUUUUCCCCUGUCACUAGGGAAAUCGAGCCUACAGUCCCUAGGGCGGACCCAGUAAUCGAGACACAGGGCAUGAAAUGCCAGCGUUUCGGGGAAGAGACAUGGAACAAGAUUCGUUACGUGGACGCUCAGAAAAAACUCCACGCAUCACCAGUCUUCAGUACUCUGAAGGUUAACUCAUCCUUGUAUAACAAUGGACAUGCAAGCCCAAUGACAGAUAUGUUAUCCAAAAGUGACCUGGCCUUCGGGACUAUCUCACACGGUCUACUGAAGCAACGGAGAAUCAUACAUGAGGCUCUGAAGGAGGCGGGGAACAAACACCCGGAAGCGGCAGACACUUUGAAAAAAAAAAAAAAGUUUUUGCUGCUAACAGUGAAUACAAGACCAUGUCGGACGACCUGCUGCAGUUCGUUUGCGGAAAAAGGGCGGAAAUCAUCGAAAGUCGCAGGAAACUAUACGAGCCUAAAAGUAGUUACUAUAGGUCCAUCGUCAAUGAGAUUCCUCCGUCAGGUACGCACUUGUGGGAUGAAGAGCAGCUGA
Acanthoscelides obtectus is the source of this 1255-nucleotide messenger RNA. NCBI's taxonomy places the organism in Eukaryota, Metazoa, Arthropoda, Insecta, Coleoptera, Chrysomelidae. The record is from the annotation of a GenBank genome assembly.